GUCAAUCAUACUGUUUUCCGACUCUACAUCAGUGGUUUUGUGCUCUAUCGUGUGGUAAUAAAGGCUCUAGUGGUUUGCGUGAAUCGUCUUUAGUGGACAAAGGUCGUAUGUCAAAGGGUUAUGUGAUGUCAGUUCGUGACAACAGCAGUGUCGGUGUAUCUGUCCCCACCGGCGUUUGCUGCCGCGUGCGCAGGAGAAUGCAGUGUUUCGGAUUACGAGAAGCAGAAUGCGACGGCUGCAGCAGCGAGGGCGACGAGGGCCGCAGCAUCGGCGAGCUGCUGCUGCCUCAGUACACCCUGGCCACGGGCGGGCUGGCCAAGGACCACCGGCCGCUCAUCACCUUCCCCGACAACAACAACUUCCACCUCGUCUCCGCGCAGGAGUACCGCCGGCUGCUGCUCUAUCUCACGUCUGUGCCCUCAUUACUUGAAGCUGAUAUGGGCUUCCAUAUUAUCAUAGACAGAAGGAAAGACAGGUGGAAUUCUGUGAAGACUGUGUUACUUCGAAUCUCCGAGUUUUUCCCUGGAAUCAUCCACGCGGUAUACGUGCUGAGGCCAGCCAGCUUCCUCCAGAAGGCCUUGUCUGAGGUCAGCAGCAAACUCUUCAAGGAGGAGUUCAGGUUUCGGGUGCACGUGUGUUCAUCCAUCGACGAGUUGUACGAGUACUUCGACAGAUCUCAGCUCACGCCCGACCUGGGCGGGGAACUACAGUAUUCACAUUCAGAGUGGAUACAACAGCGAAUAGCCUUAGAAAAAUUUUCGACUCUAAUGAAGGAAAUAUCGAGUAAACUAGAUAACUUUAUGCACGAGAUAGUGGACUGCGAUAUGGGAAACGAUCCCACACAAACCAAAGAAUUGUUAGACUCUCAAGAAACUAGGUAUAAAGCUUUAAAAACGGAACUAGCGUCAGCAACAACGCAGGGCGAAGAAUUGUUGACGCAAGUGCGAAAACCAAAUCUUACUUAUAAUAUUAUUAGUCAUGUUGCUGCUGUUGAAAGAUUAUUGGUGCAACUUGAAGAGACUGAAAAACAAUUUGAUAAUUUCUGGCAGAAACAUUCCACGAAAUUAAAUCACUGGUUAAAAUUUAGAACGUUUUUAUUAAACUUUAAACAAAUGCAGGCGACUUUAGACGGCCAUCUAAAGACAGCGUGCGACAUGACCGAAGUGGGCGAGACGGCGAUCAGAGUGGACAACCUUAUACAAGAGGCCAACGACUUCGAGAAGCUUUGCAACUGUGACCUGGACACCGCUUCUUCUGUGAUUGAUGAUGGUGAAAAACUAAUGCAAGAUCCGCUAAGUUCUGUGGACCAUAUAGAGUCGAAGUGUGAAGAGUUGAGGAGAACGAGUGCUUUGCUCAUAGACAAGAUUCAGAAGAGAAAUAUGUUAUUAACAAAGGCGAGAGAACUUAUGGACAGGAUCGAUAAGGCGAACGAAUGGUGCGCGACUGGUGUUGAGCUGCUAGCAGGGGAGGGUGGUCUCAUAGCCGUGGACAAACUGCUGGAAGACGCCAAGAGCUUCGGGCUGACGGCUCCCGAGCAGUUCCGAGAGAUGCUGAUGCAGACCGCCACGCAGGAGACGAGGGCGUUGGUCACUCAGGUGGCCCAACGCGUAGAAGACGUCUGGCUGAUGGUCUCCGUGAAGAGAGCCACUCUUCAGCGGGCGGCCGCCAAGCCGGCCCGGCCGGUGCAGUCGGUGCCGCCCCAGAGCGCCGCCUUGGCCACACCAGCCAACCACCAGAUGGAAACGUCAGGAGGUUCAGAGAGCUCCGGCGGCGAAGAUGCGGAAGCACGGCGGUCCCGGCGUGGACAUGUUCUGGCAGAGCUGCUGCAGACAGAACGGGUCUACGUGCAGGAGCUGGGCUCCAUCCUCAACGGCUACAAAGAAGAGAUAGAGAAGCCAGAGAACCAGCACCUCCUGCCGUCGACGCUUGUGGGCCAGGCCGACGUGCUGUUCGGGAACCUCCACGAGCUCUUCACAUUCCACCAGGACGUGUUCCUCAAAGAUCUAGAACGAUCGAUAUCAGCGACAGAACUCGUCGCGCUGUGUUUUGUAGAUAAGAGGGAGACCUUCUUCAGAUUGUACAGUUACUAUUGUCAGAACAUACCGCGGUCGGAGCGACUACGGGAGACUUUGGUGGACACGCAUCUGUUCUUACAAGCGUGUCAACUACGACUAGGGCACAAGCUACCGCUUGCUGCUUACUUACUCAAACCAGUGCAGAGGAUCACAAAAUACCAGUUGCUGCUAAAGGACUUGCUGCGGUAUAGUGAGUGCGGCACGAUGACGACAGGCCUUCAGCAGGCGCUGGAUUGCAUGCUGGUGGUGCUCAAGUGCGUCAACGACUCCAUGCACCAGAUCGCCAUCACCGGCGUGCCUGUGGACCUAAGCCAGCAAGGCGAGCUGCUAAUGCAGGGCUCGUUCCUGGUGGUGUCAGAGAACAAACGCGACCUUAGACUGAGGCUGCGCCCGCGCCGGCGGCACAUCUUCCUCUACGAAAAGGCCAUGCUCUUCUGCAAGCCGGCGACUAAGAACAGCCACAAUAAAGCCACUUAUCACUUCAAACAUGAUCUCCAGAUGUCACAAAUCGGUCUAACAGAGUCGGUGAAAGGCGACCCGCGCAAGUUCGAAGUGUGGAGGCAAGGCCGCUCUGAGGUGCACACGAUCACUGCGCCCACAGUCGACGUGAAACGCGCGUGGGUCGACCGCAUCAAGCGAGUGUUGCUGGAUCAACUGAAAGAACUAAAGGGGGAGAGGGUGCGGCAGUACGGGACUCAGCAGCACCACAGAACACUAAUCCAGGCCAACUCUUGGGACAUGGGCCCGCCUACCACGCAAGCGCGGCCGCACGCGCCGCCCGUUAACCCCUCGCGCACCGCCUCCUGCGACAUGCACGAGGAGCCCUGCUGGUCCAGUGAGGCGUCCGAUGACGACGAAGAGGAGCCGGAACACGCGCCGGCGGUGGGGUGCUCUCUGGUGGCGCUGUCGGACUACACCGCGGUGGGGGCCAGCGAGGUGUCCCUGCGGGAGGGCCAGCACGCCGAGCUACUCAAGGUGGGCUGCGCUGGCUGGUGGUACGUGCGACUCGCAGGAGGCCACGGCGAGGGCUGGGCGCCGGCGGCGUACCUCGACCAGCGCAAGACCUCGCGCUCCUCCAGCCGCUCGCACGACCGCCUCCACGACCACUGAGCACCAGCGUCUGCUGCCCUCGACUCCUCCCGCGGCCGCAGCCGGCGAAGACGCACCGUCGCGUCGAAAUGACAUCCUCGGCCAACUCUAUCCACGGAUUCCACGGCCUCAUGCCUUAUUGUCAUUUUGAAAACGACAUUUUCCACCAUUACACCUCUUCAAAUUUUGUGGGCACUUAACCCCCGUUACGUUUAAACUUGUUCCUAUUUCCAAAUGCCUUGUUAACCCUACACUUGUAAAUUUAUUUUCAUUAUGUUCUUGAUUGUACAUUUUAUUUUUUAUUUGUUAAUGAUUUGACGUUGAAAGCGAAGUGUAGCUAGUUAGUAAGAUUAACGGAAAUUGUACAUUUUCGUCACAGAGCAAGUAGACGUUUCGUUAGUAUAGACAAAUUUUUGAUAGAAUUCGAAAGACGCACGACAGUAUCUCGAGCCAAGUUGCGCGAGGGCUUGUAGGCGAGGCGUUGACGUCACCCCCCACUUGUUGUUAAUGUCGAACAAUAAUAUUUGUUAAAUGUAUGUAAAUGUUGUUCUAAAAAGCUUUAUUGUAAAUUAGUGUUAGCAUAGUCCCGAGUUAUCGUUACGUGCGAGUAUCCAAAGCUAUGUAAAGCGUAGGGCGUUGUUGAGUAGUCGUGACUGUUCAUAUGUACUGUACAUACAUUUUAAUUUAAUUAUAGUAAUUUAUUUCGAUGCUAGACGAGCUUUCGGUGUUUGCGUCUCAAUUUUCCAUGACAGUUACUGUGGGUAUUGUUUUAUCCAAGUAUUAGGGACCUGUAUUACAUAGCCUGUCGUCGUAAGCCAUGUUUGUGUGAUCGACCGUUCUCAUAUCAUAUCUUCAUCAAAUCUUUAUAUUAGGUAUAUUAUUAUUAUACAAUUUAAUGCAUGAGUGCUGUUCGAAGUUACGAGCAAAGCGUGUGCAGGUGCAUUGUUUUAUUGCAUAUCUUAUAUUAUAUCGUGACAUCUUUAAAUACAUAUGUAUUGAUUACAAUUUACUAGUCGGGAUCUUUUACUUAUUUAUUUAUGAAAUCGUGUCAUAUUCAUCGGGUGCAUAUCAAGUUUUUCAUUCAAGCAUUGAUUUAAGUUUGGUGUGAUUUUCUUAAAGGAGUUGUUUAUUAAAUUAGAAUUCAUAUGGAAACAAUUUAUUUCUGUAAGUGCCUGAGUAACAAAAGAUUAAAAUAUUAUGAUAUGUACCCAUUUGUAUAUUUUUUCAUAUUGACGAUUUUUUUUCGACUUCGCUGCAUGCUUUUUGUGCCACAGUACCAGUACCUCUAGUAGGAAAAACUUUCGAGUUCGUUUCGUUGCGUAUUCAAAGUGUCAUCGAAAAAUUUUGUAUGAAAAAUUAAACAGCGCCCCCUAGGGCGGCUAUAAUAUAGGGGGCGCUGUUUAAUUUUUCAUACAAAAUUUUUCGAUGACACUUUGAAUACGCAACGAAACGAACUCGAAAGUUUUUCCUACUAGAGGUACUGUUAUCAAUAAUAAUUUGUACGAAACUUUCUUAUCAUUAAUUUAUGAUUUGUAAAAAGUUAUGUCCAUUGAAGCUGACCAUAAUUACACAGUAUUUGUCCAUUUA
Molecule: messenger RNA, 4751 nt
Organism: Ostrinia nubilalis (European corn borer)
Lineage: Eukaryota; Metazoa; Arthropoda; Insecta; Lepidoptera; Crambidae
Product: guanine nucleotide exchange factor DBS-like
Exons: 20
Coding region: 108-3185 (1025 amino acids)
Biological process (GO): intracellular signal transduction
Cellular component (GO): cytoplasm
Molecular function (GO): protein binding; guanyl-nucleotide exchange factor activity
Source: RefSeq, a predicted model, not a curated record